CGCCUACACGUUGUAGUUGCAGCAUCCACACUUAGCCCUCCUCAGUCCAGCGCGUGCCUCCACGCGACCAACCACCACCUCGAUCACUGCUCUCUCACUCUCGCGCGGGUUCACGCUCGUGGUGGCGAGCCUCAACACACGUUCGCCGCGAAUUUCGCGCUGACAGUGCUUUCGGCCAGCGACUGCUUGAUCGCGCGGCUCGAUCAAGUGGUCCGCCAGUGUUCUGUGCUACUGUGUCUCACGACUGGAGAAAAUCGAAUCAAAUGCGUUGGAUGUGGCUGUCAUGACGAAUGUCGCGUCGACGCUUUCUAACGGUAUAAUUUCACGAGUGCUGGUGAAACUGUAUAAGAAAGCUUCGACGUGUUUUGCAGAAUUAUAACGUUUACAUGAAAAAUAUAGAACGACAUCUCAAAUGAUGCUUAUAAAGUUAUAAAAAUUCGUUGAAAAUUUGUUGAAAACGACAGUUGAAUAUUCUUUUUUUUCCAUUCUGGAGUAAUGGCAUAUUUUGGUUUACUUAUUUUUUUAAAACGGUGAUAAAAAUAAGUGUGUUUUUGACAUUUCAGAAUAGCAUAUUAGUCUUCAUAAUUAAGUAUCAUCAGAAUAUGUCUUUUAAUAGUGCGGAAUAAUUUAAUGGACGUUCAACUGUUUCUGAAAUUUGAAUAUAUUUUGGAACAUCAUGACGGCGCAUUUGACUACAUAUUUAUAACCAAUGUCAUUUAGUGUAUGAGGAAGCAUUUAUUAAAACAGAUGGUUGAGGUGGUGCUCGCGUAUCGUUCGUGUGAGUUAUAUUAUCGAUAUUCGGAGUAAUUCGGUCAGAUUGCGGUGAAUAUUUCGUGAAGAGUGUUUAUUAUAAAAACAUAUUUCUAUAAUGAAUUCCAGUGAAAAGUAUUGCAGGAUCGCAAGCACUUUGACGCUUGGUUAAGCCGUGAGCUAAAUAUCCGCGAUGGCGCAUGAUAGGCGUGAAUUUGUGAUAUUAUCGCGACAAGCAGGAGUUGAGUAGAGAAUUCACAUUCGACCGCCGAUCAUUCGGAGGUUCGAUCGGAAACCAGUUGACGAUCGAAGCGCGAGUAGAGCCGCGUGUUUCGUUGACGAUCGUUGGCGACCGCGUUCGGCAUCCGGUCUCAUCAGCGACGACGAUAAAACGGAGAACGACAGCGACGACGCAACGGGGGAGGCGAAUCGGCAGUUUAUCGAUUCGUCGAUCGAUCGAGAAACAUCGCGCCCGCUGCUCAACUGGAGCGGGUGAACGUUGGCACGCGGAUUGGAAAUCGACGAGCGUGGGUUGACACGCGGCGCCAACCUGUUGCUCAAGAUCGGACUCGUUUCCAUUUAGAGGACUACGGGAGCCCAGGCCGAACUGGCUGCCGUCGCUCUGACACACCGUGGGACCCGUCCUCGAUCCGGAGCCAGGAAUUAAUCAACCGGACCAGCGGAGUUUCGAGUGCCCACUUCUGAUUAACACCCGUGCUUGUAUUUAUUGAAGACGCAGUGGGAUCAGAAGUUCUCCGUGGUAGUCUUCUGUUUCGGAGCCAUGCUAUUGAUACCGGUUGCUUCUGAUUAACGUCGCGUUUCUCUGAAGGAGGUUGUUGACGAUAGGAGGUCUUCAAGAUACGUCUUCAACUCGAAACCGGGAAUUAAUCAAACGAACUUGUGAUUAAAUGGACCCAACGGACAGUUAUCAAGCGGAUUGUAGAACCACGAGUCUUCGAGAUAGAACGUCAGUUUGGUGCGUGGAAUUAAUGAGAAUAAACUCGCACGUUGCGAAUGCAUUUCUUAUUAAUAUCGGAAUGUGAAUUACAAGUAGAGUAAACUAUCGUGUUGAAACAUCGUGUAGUAUUCAUGAGAGUGCUCAACGAUUAAAACUAUUACAUUGAGUGUGUGUAUGUGUGCGUGUAUGUAUGUAAGCAAAGACGGAGAAAUUGGAAACGCAGACAGUUUUAUUCGCGUGUCGGAGAGUGACGCGGAACUUUGAAACAGAAUGAACAUCGGAUUCAAAAUGGUCAGUUAUUCAGUGAUCAUUUUUGUGGUCCUCUGUACCAGUCUGUCGUCGGCCAGCUUCUCGACUGGCGAGUUGCUGGAAUGUCGGGCGAACUUGACGGCGACAAUCAGGAACGACACGAUGUUCGUGGAGAAGGUGCGCCAGUCGGACUACAUCUUCACUGGAAAGGUGAAAGAGCUUCGGCAUGGACAGGUGGUGCACGUGCGCGUCAAGAGGGCGAUCAAGGGCGCGCUGAACGUCACCGUCGACAUCGCCACGAACGAUACCUGCGGUCGUUACAUCAGGCGCGGUUACACCGGCAUCUUCAUGGCGCGUCGCGGUGCCGGCGACGUGGGCAGGAUCGUGAUGCACUUCGGCCCGGUACCGCUUACGCUCGCCAAUCUCGACAGGCUGAACGCCGCCGUCAGAGGUGAGUCGCUGAAACAAUCGUAUUUGUCAUCCGCGAAUUUUUUCCAGGACUAAUGGAAACCCUUGCGGUAAGACCGCUCCUUGAUUUACGAGCUCGGGAUAUGAAUGUGCAGGUGGAGGUUCGGUAAAGGUGUCGGGACUGAGUUAUUAUCUGAAAAAUAUGUUUUCGCGGAAACUUCGGAUUAAAUUGACAAAGAGCCCAAGUUUUCAACGUUACGAAUUGCGCCCCCCAAAGGCGUGAUUUAUAUUGGCAUUACGGGCUUUUUAAGAGCGGCUUCGACGUCCGCGAGCCGAAUUUCUUUGAUCGAUAUUCGGACAGGAAGAAUUACAAUUUCCUCCACCUGUGCGUCGCCCGUGACAGUAAAUAUUGGAUCUGUUUCUUUUCGUAACAUUUAGUACUUUAGAAGUGUUCUAUAUCAUAAGCAGAGUUAACCGUCAUAAAUUAUUAAAGAUUAGCGGCUGUAAUUAAAUGUUAAAUCUACUUUAAUGCGUUUGCAUGUACUUAAUGAUCUCUAACUAUCGCAUAAAAAUAUGUCUACUUUUCGAAACUGGCUGAAUAUAUAUUUCUCUCUAAUUCGGAAAUUCUCUCACGGAGAGUAAACCAGAUAUUUAUGUCUACAUUCCACUUAGGCUAUCCGAAAGCAUGUAUCCCCCGUUGCGUGGAAAGUUAGCAGGAGAGGGGGAUUACUCGUCGUCCUUCUUACCGCCUAAUUGAUCUUCGCCUCUUAAUUGCAAUUAACCUCGAACCUCGAACGUAAUUAUAACGAAAUUAAAUUAAAAUGCUAUGAGAGAUGAGUGCGCGGACGCCGGUAAUGAGAGCGGAUAAAGAAAAGUUAUCUUUCCAUUUCGAAAUUAAAUCGCAAAAAUUUCCUACUUCUUGCCGUAGACUUUUCACGACUGCGGAAGGAAGCGCACGUCGCUCAGGCAAGUUUGUUUCAUUGGAGAGAAAGUUUCGCGAACGGAUUAAUGAGGAGUUAUAUCCAAGAUUGUUAAAGAUAAUCUCGUUUCAAUGAGCGGACGUAAUUUGCAAGAAAGAAUAUCUCAUGGCGGAAUACUAUUGAUCCUUUCGCGGGUGAAGUUCCGAUAGCCGCUCUCUUUAAAAUAGCGUUGAUCUAUAUCCUCGUAUAAUAUUUAUUCCGUGUCAUUCUCAAACCCAAUGCGUUUAUCAGCGCUGCACUUUGCUGGUAAUAAAAGCCGGCGGAUCGCUAGUAGCUAUUAGCCGGCGGGUCGGCAAGAACAAGAAGGAUGCAAGGAAUAUCUAGCAGGGACUCUCCGGGAAACUUUUGGCGGAACUGUAGGAUUCUAACCCGGUUCAGUUAAUAGCAGCAGCGCGGUCUCGUGUAGUUUAACCUAGCCUAACUUAUCCUCAGAUUAGUUCAACGGACCGUGUACUUGUUCACUGGCCCCACCUCGCCACCAGCUCGCUACUAAAUGCUAUCUAUAAUCAUGCAGCUCUGGUAGUUGCGCACUAUACAAGACGUGCCUACAAAUAGCUGCUCUUGUCGACCACCCUCGAAACAAUGUACAUGUUAAAAGGCUACAACGCGUGAUCUUUUAACCGAACUCUCGUCGAAAUUGGAAAUUUAUAUCUAAACUCAAAAUUCUCAGUCUUCUACAUUUAUAUUUAUUUUUUACAUUGCAAUACAGUUUUUAUUAUUAAUAUAAAAAUUCUUUGAAAAAAAAAAAAAAUUUUUGUAAACAGAAAAAUUAUACGCAGAGAUAAGACAAUCAUUCCUUUCAUUCCUCAUAGCUUUGUCGUCGCAGAGACGAUUAGCCGUCAGCAUUGAUUGACAGAAUUCGAUUGCUAAUUGUCCGGGAUUUGGCGAAACGGACGGCGUUGCGGAGCGGCGGGCAUACGUGAUCUUAAUUCUCGGCUCACAGUCGACAUUAACUUCCAAUCAGAUACGCGUCAGUAUUUGCCGAUUUCCGAAGUCCGUUUCACCCUCCAAGAGGUACAUACAUAACGCCCCUUUGAUGGACGUAGUACAGUAUCUAUAGCGCACCCCCCGUUGGGAACCAGUCAUGUGUACUUAAGGAAUCGACGCCAAAUAUAAUUACCGGUUUCGUCCGUUUGCUUCUGGCAAACACACCCCCAAGCUAAUACAGUCAAACACAUUGCUACCGCCAUCUCCUCUCCUCCGUUCGAUCGUCCUCCGCUUGUAGCAUCGUGCAAUAUGUCGGCUCUAAAUUGGACCGUUGUUCACUGUUUCUAUUUGCAGUUCAAAACGAUAGUAACGGUGGCAAUUCGUAAUACCAAUAGAUGAUAAUAUUACAUUGCAAGUAACGCGAGAAUCCACUCGGUGGAAAAAGAACGAAGCGAACCGAAACAGAAUAAGAACAUAAACUUUCUUACGUUACAACGUAAAAUUAUUCGUGAGAAACCAUUUUUAAGAAGUUAUAUUCCAAGAAGUGUACGUGGCGAAGUCACACAGUUGAAGUUGGUGGCCCAGUUUUUCGAUGAUUAAUAAUUAACACGACAGUUACGUUUCGUUUAGGGAAGGAAAGAUCUUCCGCCUCGCGGAAGAUUAAUUUUCUUCGCGAAUAUAAUUAAACGUAACCGCAUUUCCACCCCCGCGCACUCGCUUGAGAAAUCACGCGAGUCCUACGCACUGCGCGUGACAUGCUUACUAAAUUCCUCCAAGUUUCUUCUCAUUCGACGUCUCAUGUUUUUCGUACCAACGACCGUGGAAAUGACGGUUGACGCCCUAAUCUUUUCCCUUUUCUUCGUGAUUUGCUCUAUAAAGUGUGCUUUAUCUCUCAUCCACUCAGUGGACGAAUCAUUAUUCUAAUGAAAAAGAAACUCAUAAUCCUGAGAAUAAAGGUCCUGGUAGUCCCCUGUAGUGAUACGCAAUGUUAUCUUUACUGGCUUCGCGAGGAAUUACGCGAGGAAUGAAAAUUCCGUAAUACUGGAUUCUGUCCCAUAGAUCCUUUGAACUUUUAUCGCAUUGUAUUUACUUUAAUUAACAUUGAUCCUCUUUUUUCGUUCUUCUCAUAAAAUUUAAAAAUACCCAAAUUAAUCAGACCGUUGAAAAUGGCAAAUAAAUUAAAAGUCCGCGUUUCGUAAAUAGAAUGUAGGUUUUCCAUUUGGAUUUAGAACAGAGCCACUCGCUAUAACCUUAAGUCACCAAAAUUAGAAUAAUUCGCGAGUCUCUAAUUAUAAUCAAGUUUCGAUUGUCGCGGGGACUGUUACGUGUUAAAGCGAAGCGUCUGGAGAUGGAAAUUCGUAGAAGAUAUUCCCACCAGAUGCCAUUAUUCCAGUCGCACAUACUUGCCGGUGCGUUUCCGCCGCCAACAACAUUUUCCAUCCUUCCUCCCUUCUAUUCCCGCGAUCCCAACCGCGGUCUCCGGCUUUCCCUUGCGUUCGCGACGACGGCAUUUUCAGCACGUGCUUGACUUAAGCGCAAUUUAAUGUGGUUUAAGUUCGUGCAAAAGGAGGGAGGGGGUGGGACCCGGCGACGGAAACAAGUUGCCGCGCCUAAUCAAGCCUCGCUUUAACCCCGCCAGGGCCACCGUCGUUCCCCGGGAGACGUUGCGAACUACUUGUCCAACUAAUAAUCGCGGAGGAUUCCCCAAACUGAAACUUCCGCCUGUGGAGCGAUGUGUCUACUGACUUCUCGGGAGUGUUUAGCGCUAACGGGUGGCCCGGAAUCCCAACCAAACGUGCGCGAACGCGAAGGGGGGCUUUGGGCAAGAUGCAGGAUGCUUUGUGUCGUAAAGCUAACUAAACGGAAAGGUGUCUGUAAUUGAAAUUGUUACCAUGCACCUUUUUUUUACGCAAUGCGUCACAUUUUUAUAAAUCUCGUUUGAAGUAAUAAAUAUUUCAUUACUUUAAGUCUAGAAUCUGUUAAAUAACAUUUUGACAAAUAUAA
Molecule: messenger RNA, 6276 nt
Organism: Solenopsis invicta (red fire ant)
Lineage: Eukaryota; Metazoa; Arthropoda; Insecta; Hymenoptera; Formicidae
Exons: 2
Coding region: 1979-2461 (160 amino acids)
Source: RefSeq, a predicted model, not a curated record